AUGGCCGACCAACCGUCCAAUUCCGCCUCGGUCGUGCUCAACAUGAGCGCUACUAAGCUGCACCUCAUUAUAGCUGGGCUGUGGCUAUCCCUGUUCGUCUCCGCCAUGGAUACAACCAUCAUCACCACCGGCCUCAUCAAGAUUUCCAGUGAAUUCCAAGCACUCGACCAGGCCGCAUGGCUGGUUACCGCUUACCUGCUGACCUACAACUCUUUUCUGAUCAUCACUGCGAAAUCGAGCGAUAUUUGGGGCUUAAAGGCCACCAUACUAAGCUUCAGCGCCUUCUUUCUCGUUUUCUCAAUGGCCUGUUCCGCCGCCCAAACCAUGACCCAGCUCAUCGUUUUCCGCGCAUUGCAAGGCAUAGGAGGGUCCGCCUUGUAUUCUCUCGUGUUUGUGGCCAUUGUCAAACUGGUCGAUCCAAGCAAGAUUGCAUUUUACUCGGGCGUCGUGAGCUCCGUCUUUGCACUGGCCAACUUGCUUGGCCCCGUAUUGGGAGGUGUCAUCACUGACCGUACAAAUUGGAGGUGGAUAUUUUGGAUGAACGGUCCCAUAGUGGGGACGGCCAUCGCCCUCCUCUUGUAUGCCAUGCCAGGCCUGAGCAAUGGGAAAUCCAGCAAAGAGCGAUUUCGUGACUUCGACGUCGUUGGAGGCGCCCUCAGUGUCUCAUGGCCAAUCCCACUCCUCUUCGGUCUUCAGGAAGCUGGCGUUCAUUAUGAAUGGGAUAGUGCGAUAAUCAUAGGUACAAUGGUCACUGGCGUCGUCUUGUUGGCAGUCUUCGGCCUGUACGAGACCUGGGCUACAUACAGGACGAAACUCGACGCGUUGUUCCCUGUCAGACUUCUCGAGAAUCCUACAACCGUUGCCACCUUGAUCAGCAUGUUUCUUCUAGGGAUGCCCUUUUACACCAUGUUUAUCCAGCUACCACAGCGCUUCCAAAGCGUUAAUUUCACGACGGCGGAACGAGCCGGUAUACUUCUCCUUCCAGUGACGCUCAUGACGCCAGUUGGCGCUGUGGUUGCGGGUGUCAUGGAUAGAUGGAUUGCCGCCGAGUACGUGCUUAUAUUGGCCACCUCAACCAUCAGUAUUGGGAUAGGCCUUUUGAGUAGCCUGCCAGUUGACGCUCAUAUCAGCAAUGCCACGUAUGCGUAUGAGGUUGUGACGGGUUUUGGAUUAGGCCUCGCAAGCCCCCCGUACUUCAUUUUCCUCUACACGAGUAUUCAUGAAAGGGACGCAUCGGUCGGCACAGGCUCCCUGAACAUGGUGCGCACACUAGGAGGGGCUGUUGCUGUCGCCAUCUGUACCGCCUUGCAUCAUAGCCUUUUGCAGACAGGCCUAGCGGACUUUCUUAGCCCCGAGCAAAUUUCUUCCGUGAAAGAGUCGAAUGGUUUGGUUUCAAGUCUUCCCGCCGAGAGUCGAUUACGGCUAGGACGCGUGUUUGGUAGCAGCUACAAAAAGCAGCUCCAGGUUGUGUUGGGACUCUCGCUAUUGAAUUGUGUAGUUGCGAUCAUCAUUGCGGGUAUUCGGAAACGGGCGGGGACGUUUGGGAAGCGGCCCGUGAGAACGGAGGAGAAUGAGUUCAUGAAGACAGCGGAGAAAGGAGGAGGAGGAGGAGGAGAACAAGUGGUUGGUGCGAAAGGCUCGAGCGGAUAA
This is a messenger RNA of Periconia digitata, 1650 nucleotides long. NCBI's taxonomy places the organism in Eukaryota, Fungi, Ascomycota, Dothideomycetes, Pleosporales, Periconiaceae. The record is from the annotation of a GenBank genome assembly.